Molecule: messenger RNA, 2990 nt
Organism: Brachypodium distachyon (stiff brome)
Lineage: Eukaryota; Viridiplantae; Streptophyta; Magnoliopsida; Poales; Poaceae
Product: receptor-like protein kinase HERK 1
Exons: 1
Coding region: 307-2871 (854 amino acids)
Biological process (GO): protein autophosphorylation
Cellular component (GO): plasma membrane; plasmodesma
Molecular function (GO): transmembrane receptor protein tyrosine kinase activity; ATP binding
Source: RefSeq, a predicted model, not a curated record
CUAUCACUACAAUAUUGCCCCCAUACCUGAUCAAAUCAGCGAUUAACUCCUGUGGGUAUUAGUACUAGCAGUUUCUGACUGAUCGCUGUGCUUGUCUCGCCAGCCGCCUCCCAGUAAUUUCGAGUCGUCGCCUAAAGCUGCAAGUUUCUGAACAGCUCCUCUGCGAAUCGGCCGUCAUCUCCGCGCUCUCCGGUGACCGGUGAGGCCAGUACACCCUCCAGUUUGCUCACACAAGCUAGGCUCGCCGUAUUUGACCGCGAAGUAGUCCGUGGCCUCCUUCUAUGCUUUUGCCGGAGUUCUCGCACCAUGCCGCCCCAUCUUGAUUUGCUCCUGCUAUGGCUCCUCGUCGUAUCCGCGCCCGUGCUAGCCAGCGCUGCCACUCCCAGCACGGCGUUCGUGCCAGCGGACAACUACCUCGUCAUCUGCGGCACGUCAGGGAGCGCCACUGACACCGCCGGCCGGACUUUCGUUGGGGACGGUCGCCUGCCAGCCAGCGCGCUGGCCGCGCCCCAGAGCGUCGAGGCCAACGCAUCGCUGAGCUCCUCCAACGGCGAUGAGCAGGCGCUGUACCAGUCCGCGCGCAUAUUCACGGCGCCGGCUUCCUACACGUUCGCCAUCAAGAAGCCCGGCCGGCACUUCGUGCGCCUCCACUUCUUCCCCUUCCGGUACCAGUCCUACGACCUGGCCGCCGCCGCCGCGUUCAAGGUGUUCGUCCAGGGCGCGGUCUUCGUCGACGGGUCGUACACGCCGAAGAACGGCACUGUUGUCGUCAAGGAGUUCUCGGUGAACGUCACAGGUGGCAGCCUGGUGAUCGCGUUCACGCCGACGGGCAAGCUGGCGUUCGUGAACGCCAUCGAGGUCGUGUCGCUCCCCGACGACCUCAUCGCCGACACAGCGGCGAUGGCGGGCAGCGCUCGUGGCCUGUACACGGGGCUGUCGGCGCGGGCGCUAGAGACGGUCCACAGGAUCAACAUGGGUGCCCCCAAGAUCACCCCGGCCAACGACACGCUGUGGAGGACGUGGCUGCCGGACCAGAGCUUCCAGCUCGACAGCAGCUUGGCCUUGGCUGAGCAUAAGGAGGUGCUGCCUUCGGCGAUCAAGUACACGCCGGUCGCCACACCGUGGACGGCGCCGGUCGGCGUCUACGCGACGGCGACGAAGCAGAGCACGUCGGGGGGCACCAGCACCAUCAACGUGCAGUUCAACGUGACCUGGAGGUUCGGCGCCGUGGCGGCCGGGUCGGACUACCUGCUCCGGUUCCACUUCUGCGACAUCGUCAGCAAGGCGGCGACCGGGCUGGCCUUCAACGUCUACGUAGGCGCGUGGCUUGUGCUGGACAACUACGAGUACUCCCGAGACACGAUCAACACGCUAGCCGUGCCGGUGUACAAGGAUUUCGUGCUGGGCGCCAAGGACGUCAAGGGGGGGAACAUCACCGUGAGCAUCGGGUCGUCGACUGUGGGUGUCAGCAACGUGUCGCCGGACGGUUUCCUGAACGGGCUCGAGAUCAUGAGAGUGCUCGGGAGCGCUGGGGCUGGCGCAGAGCCGUCCAAGCGCAGUUCAAAGGUCAAGACCUGGAUCAUUGCCGGCUCGGCCGUUGGUGGAGCCGCGGUGGCGAUGGCGCUCGCGUUCAUCGCGUUCAGGAUGCUAUGUAGGAAGAGGGGGAAGCCGGAGAAGAAGGCGUCAAACAGCACCUUGUCGCCGUUCUCGGCGAGCGCGCUGGGCUCCCGUUCUCGCAGCUCCGGCAAGAAGAGCAACGGCAACACCAUCGUGCUCGGGCAGAACGGCCUGGGCGCCGGGUACAGGAUCCCCUUGGCGGUGCUCCAAGAGGCCACCAGCGGGUUCGGCGAGGCGAUGGUGAUCGGGGAGGGCGGCUUCGGGAAGGUGUACAAGGGCACGCUGCCCGACGAGACGCCGGUGGCCGUGAAGCGCGGCAGCCGGAAGACGCUGCAGGCGAUGCAAGAGUUCCGCACGGAGAUCGAGAUGCUGUCCCGGAUGCGGCACCGGCACCUCGUCUCGCUCAUCGGCUACUGCGACGCGCGCGACGAGAUGAUCCUCGUGUACGAGUACAUGGCCAUGGGCACGCUCCGGAGCCACCUCUACGGUGCCGACGACCUGCCUCCCCUGACCUGGGAGCAGAGGCUGGAGGCCUGCAUCGGCGCUGCCCGGGGCCUGCACUACCUCCACACCAGCUCCGCGACGGCGGUCAUCCACCGUGAUGUCAAGUCGUCCAACAUCCUCCUCGACGAGACUCUCAUGGCCAAGGUCGCCGACUUCGGGCUGUCCAAGGCCGGGCCGGAGCUGGACAAGACGCACGUCAGCACCAAAGUGAAGGGCAGCUUCGGGUACCUCGACCCGGAGUACUUCCGGCGGCAGAUGCUGACGGAGAAGUCCGACGUGUAUUCCUUCGGCGUGGUCCUGCUGGAGGUGCUCUGCGCCCGCGCGGUCAUCGACCCGACGCUGCCCCGGGAGAUGGUGAACCUGGCGGAGUGGGCGAUGCAGUGGCUCAAGAAAGGCGAGGUCGAUCGAAUCGUCGACCAGAGGAUCGCUGGGACUAUACGGCCACAGUCGCUCAAGAAGCUGGCGGACACGGCGGAGAAGUGCCUCGCGGAGUACGGCGUGGAGCGGCCAACCAUGGGGGACGUGCUGUGGUGCCUCGAGUUCGCGCUGCAGCUGCAGGUCGCAUCACCGGAUGAUUCAGUCAUCGACGGCAUGCCGCUGGCACCUGUGGCAACACCCCAGGUUCAGCGUAUCCAGUCGAUCGCUAGCGUCGCGACUGACACUGCCAUGACAGCGAACUUGGGUGAUCUCGACGGCAUGUCCAUGAGUGGAGUAUUCUCGAAGAUGGUCAAGAGCGAAGAGGUCAGGUGAAGCCUCGUGAACGUUGUAGACAAGAGUAAAGGGCAUGUAUAUCAUUUUUUUUAUUCUGUAGUUCGUACAUUGUAAGCUGUACGUACAUAAUUUCAUGUAGAAGAAAGUUAUACCAAGUA